AUGAAGCCUCAAGUAGCUGAUGAGCAUAUUUUGAAGUUGAAAGCCUUCCCAUUUUCGUUGGCUGACAAGGCAAAACAAUGGCUCUACGAGUUGCCUAGUGGACGAAUUACAUCUUGGGGAGACAUGAUGAAGGCGUUUCUUGAGAAGUAUUUUCCUACAUCUCGCAUCAUCAUGCUUAGGAAGAAGAUAAGUGGCAUCCAACAAGGGCAGGAUGAGUCCUACGCAGAAUACUAUGAGAGAGAUAUGCUAGAUGCAGCUUCUGGUGGAUCUUUUGUUGACAAGGAGCCUGCGGCUGGAAUGAUCCUUAUUGAGAAUAGGGCCUUGAAUCAACAACAAUAUGGAAGCUCUAGGUCCAAGACCACCACCACACGUGAAAGGGUCCAUGAGGGAGCACAAGGACAAGUCAUGGUGUGUGGAGUAUGUUCUAUGCAAGGGCAUGUAUCUGAUCAAUGCCCUCAACUCAUGGAAAGUGGAGGACAAGAAGGUGUCAACGCCAUAGGCUUCCAACAAGGGUACCAACGUCCUAGGAAUGAUCCAUACUCGAAUACUUACAAUCCUGGAUGGAGGGAUCACCCUAACUUUUGUUGGAAGGACAAUGACAACGUUCAAAAUGCACCUCAAGGAUUCCAACCACGUCCUCAAGGCUUUUAUCAAAAGCCCCAACCUCCUAACCCUACUCCUUUUAAUUCGAACUUUAAUUCCAAUGCUUCUUCUUCUUCUAAUGAUGAGUUGAUUCGAACCCUAACUAAAUCUACUCAAGCUUUGAUUGCAGGUCAAACUCACCAUGGGAAUCAGAUCAAUGCAAUAUCUACGGAUGUCAAUGAGAUGAAGAAGCAGAUGAGUCAAGUUGUGGAGUUUAUGGGUAAGUUUCAUGAGCAAGGAAAGCUACCAAGUGGUACCAUCCCAAAUCCUCACUUUGAGCAAGCCAAAUUCGUCACUACAAGGAGUGGUAAGACCCUUGUAGAUCCUCCAACGCCUCCCAAGAAGGUCUCAACACUAGGCCAAUAA
This is a messenger RNA of Rosa rugosa (rugosa rose), 1008 nucleotides long. RefSeq lists its product as uncharacterized. Lineage: Eukaryota; Viridiplantae; Streptophyta; Magnoliopsida; Rosales; Rosaceae. The transcript is spliced from 3 exons. Bases 1 to 1008 code for a protein of 335 amino acids. The record is from RefSeq and is a predicted model, not a curated record.